ACAACUCUCUCAGACUCUCUUGUAAUAGACGCAUGUCCCCAUCGACUAGAAUAUCGAAUCUGGAGAAGAAAAGAGAAGAAGAGGCAAGUCUAUUUACACGAAGAAGUCCUAUAUGGCUGUGUAUCGUCUCGCUAAGUAGCUUGUUUGUCUUGAUUGCUUCCAUGAUAUUGUUUGCCGUGUUGAUGAUGUUUGCUGAUGUAGGCGCUGAACUGAGCCGUUACAAUGCCCUAGAAGCUCCCGUGUCGUUCUCCUUUCCUUUGGUAGCGAAGCAAGCACCAUUUUCACGAAGGACAGAAAAUACUCCUUCUCCUUGUCUUCUACGGCCGGGAGCACAUACGUAAAGCUGUGAUUCGGGGUCAGAUUAUCAUAUAUGGAUAUGCCUGAAACAACAUCAGCAAACUCGUGGCUCUGUUCUAUACAAAGUGCUUCUGAUACCAUUUUGGUCGAAAGAUGGACCACCGAAAUACUGCUCGGAGGUCUUGCAGAUACUACCAUUCUCGAUUGAGAUAGGAUCAUGCCACCUUUGACUCAACAUCGCUUUGAUCUCACAACCAGCUCUGUGGCGGUAGUCCAAGUAGGACUAUCAUCUCUACGGUGC
Aspergillus ruber CBS 135680 is the source of this 598-nucleotide messenger RNA. RefSeq lists its product as uncharacterized. Lineage: Eukaryota; Fungi; Ascomycota; Eurotiomycetes; Eurotiales; Aspergillaceae. The record is from RefSeq and is a predicted model, not a curated record. The transcript is spliced from 2 exons. The coding region runs from base 33 to 341 and encodes 102 amino acids.